UGUUAGCAAAGAGGGACAUGGAGCCGGUGCGGUAGGACUUCCCUGGUGAACGGGGCUUCUGUUUUUGAUGACUUGGGAAAAGUUGGACAUGGGACUCUUGAGGAUCUAGGAACGAGUUGUAGUUUGGACGUUAAAUUUCUUUGUUAUCUUCACUCUUCUGGGAGUUCGAGGACCAGAGAAAGAAGUUAAGAGAGUUUUAUCAAUGGCUAAAAAGAUACAGUGCGCAACCAUUGUCAAGAAGUGAAAGACAGAGAUAGUCACUGGUUACGGAGGAGCCCCAUCCUAUGCUUGGCCAGUUCCUUAAGUUGCAUCUUGGCCACACUUAAUGCAGUUUGUGCCCUGUCUUCGAAUUCAGAGCUCCCUCUCCGCCUCAAAGGUGUGAACCCCGUUUCUUCCCAGAGGGCUUAACUAGAAUGGGGCUAAAUACGUUUAUUGUAGGUAGGAAGCUACUUAUGAGUAUAUGACUUCGAACUGCCUUUCCAGUUUGGAAAAAUCUAUGUUUUUUGAGAACCUUACUUGAAGAUACAGUGCGUCAUCAUCAGGACUUGAUACUUGUUUUGUUUUUAUGUACUUAUGGUCAUGGAAAUUUAGAAUUGGAGAGACUAGAGUUCCUCUAGAUCCAGUAGUUUUACAGUUUGGGGGAAGCUUUGGAAUUCCUUUCUUCAUUCCUUCAUUCAACAGAUAUUGGUUGAGCAUCUUCUGUUUACCAGCUUUGGGGAUACAGUGGUGGAGCACAGAGACCUACCGAUCUAUGUCUUUGCCUUUUUAAAGCUACAGUUUAGUAUGAGAGACAUAUUAAUCAAAUAGAACUUAAUAUUGAAACUGGCCAUGCGCAUGAAUGAAUAAAGAGGGCCUAGGAUAGAGUCUUGCCGACCAGGUUAGAGGAAGAUGAAUCUUCAAAGAAGUUCCAGAAGGAGUGCCCAGAAAGGGAGGGAAAACCAGAGGAAAAGAUGCUGGAACCACAGGAGAAUGGCUUGAGUGAUCUACCAGAUGAUGAGAAUGUAGAUGAAACUUUCCCAAAUCCUUUCCCACCUCCAGCUUCUCCAGAGAGAGAUGGUGAAGGAGCUGAACCUGAUGAAGGAAGAGAAGUACUUGUUCCUGUACCUCCAAAGAGAACAGUUAAAAGGAAUAUACCCAAGCUGGAUGCUCAGAGAUUAAUUUCAGAGAGAGGGCUUCCAGCAUUGAGGCAUGUGUUUGAUAAUGCAAAAUUCAAAGGUAAAGGUCAUGAGGCUGAAGACUUGAAGACACUAAUCAGACAUAUGGAGCACUGGGCACAUAGGCUAUUCCCUAAACUGCAAUUUGAGGCUUUUAUUGACAGAGUGGAAUACCUGGGAAAUAAAAAGGAAGUUCAGACCUGUUUAAAACGAAUUCGACUUGAUCUGCCUAUUUUACAUGAAGAUUAUAUUAGCAAUAAUGAUGAAGUAGGGGAAAAUAAUGACCAUGAUAUAACUGCUACUGAAUUAGACCCCUUUCUGACAAAUUCACCUGAAAGUGAGAAGUUUGCUUCUGAGUCAAGUAGAAGCCUAACUGAAGAGCAACAACGAAGAAUUGAGAGAAAUAAACAACUGGCCUUGGAAAGAAGGCAGGCAAAGCUACUGAGUAAUAGUCAGUCCCCAGGAAAUGACUUGUUAACAAACACACCCCGGGCACAGAUAAUUGAAGAUGCUAAUAUGGAUGAGGAUCAAAAAGAGGAGUCAGACAGAUUCAACAAAGACAUUCUAGACAAUCCACAGAAUGCUGCUGCUGCCAAUACUGUAAAUGAAGAGCAGGAAUUAAAAAUGGAGAAAGCACAACUGGACCAAUCCUUUGAAAAUGUAUAGCAGUAUCUUUAUGCUUCAUCCAGAAAUGUUACUGAGGUUGGACAGACCUCAGCUAAGAGGAAAUCUGUUAACUUGGUAUCCUCCAAGUUUGAGAUUACUGUGUAUUUUGUCUACUUUGAAAUCCUUAUGUAGUAAAACCUUUACAGAUUCCUGUUUAAAAUCUGGUGUUUAUAAUUAUAAUUGUGUCUUACUAACUUUA
Messenger RNA from Hipposideros armiger (great roundleaf bat), 2019 nucleotides. It is a transcript of the gene TIPIN, whose product is annotated as TIMELESS interacting protein. Gene Ontology annotation, cellular component: replication fork protection complex; nucleus. NCBI's taxonomy places the organism in Eukaryota, Metazoa, Chordata, Mammalia, Chiroptera, Hipposideridae. The coding region runs from base 951 to 1820 and encodes 289 amino acids. Gene Ontology annotation, molecular function: DNA binding. The transcript is spliced from 9 exons. Gene Ontology annotation, biological process: DNA damage response; replication fork arrest; replication fork processing. The record is from RefSeq and is a predicted model, not a curated record.